AUGUCCCUGAGCUGGGGCAUGAGGCCGGCCGAGGGACAUGUCAGGCAAAUGGCCCUCCUCUUACUGCUUGGGCUCUGGGUGUGCCUUUCUCCAGUCCAGUGUUCUCAAGGCCGACCAAAAUGGCGUUACACCUCAUCGGAGGUGGUGAUUCCUAGGAAGGAGACGUACCGGGGCAAGGGCCUUCAGUUGCCAGGCCGGCUUUCCUACAGCUUGCAAUUUGGAGGCCAGAGUCACAUCAUUCAUCUGCAGAAAAAAAAGCUACUGUGGCCCAGACACUUGAUGCUGAUGACUCAGGACGACCAAGGAGCUUUGCAGAUGGAUUACCCUUACUUUCCUUCAGACUGUUACUAUCUCGGUCACUUGGAGGACAUUUCGGAGUCCAUGGUCACCGUUGACACAUGCUUUGGGGGCCUGGAAGGCAUCAUGAAGCUGGAUGAUCUUGCCUAUGAAAUCAAACCCCUCAAGGAUUCGCACAGGUUUGAGCAUGUUGUCUCUCAGAUAGUGGCUGAUGUAGAUGCAAUAGGGCCUACAUAUAGGCAAGGACACAGGCCGCAUACGGGCCCCCUCUUCCCUGAAGCGAGCUCCAGUGUGGCUCCCAGGAUGUCUAGUAGGGACUAUGCUUCCCACUCAGGGGCCAUAAAAGGCCAGCUUCAAUGCUCCCAUUCAAUGUUUCAGUUAAACAGCAACAAUAUUUCAAAUUGUUGCUUCUAUAUGAUAAAGAUGUUUAGUAUAGUUGACAACUUUUUGCUAAGUCUUCAUUUGAGGUACUAUGUUUUUAGUGUAUUUGUAUAUAACAACAAUGAUCCAGCCGCUCUGAAUGAUUUUAGAGUGCCAGGGAGUCCAAUUUACAAUUAUUAUUCACAGCACAUUUAUGAUGUUAUUAGGCCUCAUUUAUCCUGUCUAAUUAAUAAAGAUAGGCCAAGUGAACACGAGUAUACCGUGGCCUCACCGGGUGCGUGCCAACCUCACAGCCUAUUCUUCCUUGGUCAACAAGGCAGACAUUAUCUCUUGUUAGCUGUUUUAGGAGCCAAUCACGUUGGGAGGAGUUUAGGUUUGGACUAUGACGCUGAUAAUAUGCAUUGUGUUUGCCAAAGAAGGACCACCUGCAUAAUGAAUAGGUAUCCGGUGAUAACAGACACAUUCAGUAAUUGUUCCAUUGUCAAUCUGCAACAGAUAGUGGGUACCCCUGACAACCUAGCAUGUCUUUUCAGUGAAGAACGGAUUUAUCAUAAUAAAUCCUGGACAAAGAAUAUUUGUGGAAAUAGUGAAAUAAAUGAAGGAGAGCAAUGUGACUGUGGAUCCUUUAAGCAGUGUUAUGCCAAUGAAUGUUGUGAAACUGACUGUAGUUUCACAACAAAAAGCAUUUGUGAUAAAGAAUCGUGCUGUACAAACUGCACCCACACCCCUGUUGGGACCCUCUGCAGAAAUAUCCGGAACAUAUGUGAUCUUCCAGAGUAUUGUAAUGGGUCCUCCAUCUUCUGCCCUGAAGACUUUUAUCUGCAAGAUGGAACCCCGUGCACUGAAGAAGGCUACUGUUACCAUGGAAAUUGCACUGACCGAUCUGUGCAAUGCAAGGAAAUAUUUGGUGCAAAUGCUCACAGUGCUGAACAAUGCUAUGCAAUAAAUACCAAUCAGUUCCGAUUUGGACAUUGUUCAAGAGAGGAUUCAAGCCUCAGAUUCACAGCUUGUUCCGAAGCAGAUAAGCUGUGUGGAAGGCUGCAGUGUACCAAUGUCACCCAUCUUCCCCGGUUGCAGGAGCAUGUUUCAUUCCAUCAGUCAGUGAUUUCUGGGAUUCAGUGUUUUGGGUUGGACGAGCACCGUUCAACACAAGUAAAUGAUGCUGGACGAGUGAGAACUGGUACUCCCUGCGGCUCGGGAAAGUUCUGUGAUCAUACUGGUUGCACAAAGAGUUUGUCGUCACUGGGUUAUGACUGUGACCCUGCCAAGUGCAAUUUUAGAGGAGUUUGCAACAAUAAAAAGCAUUGCCAUUGCCAUAUAGGCUGGGACCCUCCAAAGUGUGCAAGAGAAGGUAAGGGAGGGAGUGAAGACAGCGGCCCCCCUCUGAUGAGAGUGCGCACAGUAAAACAAAGCUUACAACCUAUCAUAUAUUUAAGAGUGGCCUUUGGUCGUAUUUAUGCCUUAUUAGCAACACUGCUCCUUGGGGUGGCCACAAAUGCAAGAACCAUUAAGACUGAUGAAGAUGAAGAUGAAGAUGAAGAUGAAGAUGAAGAAAACCCUGAGGCAGAGGCUUUGGGGCCUGAAAAAGUAUAG
Messenger RNA from Castor canadensis (American beaver), 2271 nucleotides. Its product is annotated as disintegrin and metalloproteinase domain-containing protein 21-like. Lineage: Eukaryota; Metazoa; Chordata; Mammalia; Rodentia; Castoridae. Gene Ontology annotation, cellular component: plasma membrane; external side of plasma membrane; sperm head plasma membrane. Gene Ontology annotation, molecular function: metalloendopeptidase activity. The record is from RefSeq and is a predicted model, not a curated record. Gene Ontology annotation, biological process: proteolysis; male gonad development.